UGGUGUAUGGCCAACUUGUCUGCUAGCUGGCUGGUUCAAUGCACCCAAAUCUACAUCAUUGGACCAGCUUCUCAAUGAGGACUACCAUAAUUGACAAGGUCUAUGGCCGUCGUCCUGUGAUAGUCUUGGCCUCCACGCAAGUUUCCUCCACCACAUGCCUUGCUCCUUUAUAUAUCUGUGUAAUCGAAAUAAAACAACAGAAAAUUGCCGGGUUCAAUGGAUUCCUCACGAAUUUCUCUCCGGCCAUUCGAGCUCUCCGACGUCGACGACUUCCUAAAAUGGGCCAGCGAUGAUAGAGUAACGCGCUAUCUUAGAUGGAACACCAUCACCUCUAGGGAAGAAGCAUUAACAUACAUUGAGAAGGUUGCAAUACCCCACCCAUGGCGUCGGUCUAUAUGUUUGGAUGACCGCUCGAUUGGCUAUAUUUCAAUCAGACCAGAAUCCGGUGAUGACAGAUGCAGAGCGCAUGUUAGCUAUGCGGUGGGCACGGAUUACUGGGGGCAAGGGAUAGUCACCAUAGCAUUGAAGAUGGCCCUCUCUGAGGUGUUCAAAGAGUUCCCAGAUUUGUUGAGGAUUGAGGCUUUGGUAGAGGUAGAAAAUAAAGGGUCUCAAAGGGUGCUAGAAAAGGUUGGAUUUCUAAAAGAAGGGUUGUUAAGGAAGUAUGGGUUUUGCAAAGGAGAGAUCAGGGACAUGUUUAUCUACAGCUUCUUAGUAACAGAUAUAUCAUAUGAAUUGAGAGCCUAGGAAAAGAAAAGAGGAAGAAGAUAAUAUGAUGCGACUUGUGAGUGAUAUGUUGUAACCAGCACCCUUGAUCUCAAGAUAAUAUACUGCAUCUGCCUGUUUA
Molecule: messenger RNA, 844 nt
Organism: Juglans regia (Persian walnut)
Lineage: Eukaryota; Viridiplantae; Streptophyta; Magnoliopsida; Fagales; Juglandaceae
Exons: 1
Coding region: 217-744 (175 amino acids)
Molecular function (GO): acyltransferase activity, transferring groups other than amino-acyl groups
Source: RefSeq, a predicted model, not a curated record